This is a messenger RNA of Caenorhabditis angaria, 2309 nucleotides long. Lineage: Eukaryota; Metazoa; Nematoda; Chromadorea; Rhabditida; Rhabditidae. The record is from the annotation of a GenBank genome assembly.
AUGGAGCCUGAAGAAACCGAAGAGCCAUGUUAUAUUCUAAACCUUCCAAACGAGCUACAAAUAAUGAUUUUUGAUCGAAUGGAGCCGGCUGAUAAGUAAGUUUUUCCCUACUUCCUCCCGAAAACUUACCCCAACUCCCAGAAUAUCCUAUGGAAAAAGCGCGCGAAAAUGCCGUCAAAUUUGGCAGCAAUCCAACAGUUUAUACGAUGGAUUUUGUUGGGAAGACACACUUGGCGAAGAUGUUCGGCUAUCUUUGAAUAACUCAUUGCCAUUCACUGGAAAUGAGCAUUUUAUUGAGUUUCAUCGAGGUUCGACGCAUUUUGAGGUGUAAGUUGAAGUUUAUUUGAGCCCAGAUCAGAAUUCAACUCCUACGUGGAAAAGCAAAAAAAAUGAUUUUUUGUUGAAAAUCUGAUAGAAUAGCGUUAUUCAUAAGUAUAAUAUGAGCAACAGCCAAAAAAAACACAGUAUAACCUGAGCAAUCUAUAAAAUUUUUUUAAAAAAUUGUUUUCAAUAAGAUUUUUUGUUGAAAAAUUUAUAUAAAAUGAGCAACUCCUCAUUCAAAAAUCUAGAAUUUAGAGUUUAAUAUGAGCAACUCCUCUGAAAUUUAGAGUUUAAUAUGAGCAACAGCCAAAAAAAAACACAGUAUAACCUGAGCAAUGCCUAUUUUUGAUCUACAAAAUUUGUGGAUUGCUCAUUUUAUGAAAAAAGUAUAUAAAAUGAGCAACUCCUCAUUCAAAAAUAUAGAAUUUAGAGUUUAAUAUGAGCAACACCCAAAAAAAAAAAACACAGUAUAACCUGAGCAAUCUAUAAAUUUUUUUUAAAAAUUGUUUUCAAUAAGAUUUUUUUUUGUAAAAAGUAUAAAAUGAGCAACUCCUCAUUCACACACCGAAAACACAGUAUAACCUGAGCAAUCUAUAAAAUUUUUGAGCUACAAAAUUUGUGGAUUGCUCAUUUUAUGAAAAAAGUAAAUAAAAUGAGCAACUCCUCAUUCAAAAAUCUAGAAUUUAGAGUUUAAUAUGAGCAACAGCCAAAAAAAAAACACAGUAUAACCUGAGCAAUCUAUAAAUUUUUUUAAAAAAAUUGUUUUCAAUAAGAUUUUUUUUUGAAAAAAAGUAUAUAAAAUGAGCAACUCCUCAUUCAAAAAUCUAGAAUUUAGAGUUUAAUAUGAGCAAUAGCCAAAAAAAAAACCGUAUAACCUGAGCAAUGCCUAUUUUUGAGCUACAAAAUUCAAUUAGAUUGCUCAUGUUAUGAGAAACGCAUAAGCUGAGCAAUACCUAAGCCACGUGGCAAAGCUGUUGGUUUAAUAUGAGCAAUGUUUAUUUUUGAGCCACGAAACUUCGGAUCAAAAAUUGUGCCAAAUAUUUCUAGUUCUUCAUAGAUUGCUCAUGUUAAUUUUUCCUUUUUGAAGCUAGUUUCCAUCCCCUUCUGAUUUUUGCCACGUCAUAACUCAAAUUGAGUUCCAGGGCUCAAAAUCUACCAUUUUUUCAGAGGUCAAGGAGAUGAAAUAACUCAAAAUCUGCAACUAGAAAUCGGAGAAGAUGGUUAUGAAAUUGCCACAAAGAAAUUCGUCUCGAAACUCGAAAAAUAUCAAAAUACCGUGAAAAGCAUCACAAUCUUUGGAAGUUCUCCAAUUAAUUUGCAAACAAUUCCGAGUUUCCCAAAUUUGCAAUAUUUGCAUAUUUAUGGAUCGAAUGACACGGUUUUUCGCGAAUUUCUAGCACGAUCUGCAAAAAAAAUGCUGAAAUAUUUAUGGCUCGAGAAUCGGGAUGGUGAAAAAAAAAGCUAUGCGGAAUUUGAGCAAAUUUACCUGGUCCGUGAAUAUUUAUUGAUUGGAUUUGGGCUAACUCGAGAGCAAAUGUUGAAGUUGUCAGCGAGAGAAAUUGAGAUGAGAAUUGGAGAUUUGAAAGCGGAAGAUAUUUUGGAAUUUAUUCGAAGUUGGCAAAAUGGAAAUAGAGAACUGCAAAGUUGUAGGUGGCAUUUUAAUACAGGGGGAUUCAGAGAUGUUUGCAAGUUUUUUGGAUUUUUUAAUUUGCACGUGGAUGAUAAUAAUCGCUAGUAAGUUAUCAUAAAUCAUGUAAAAAAAGAAAAAAAAAAUAUUUAAAUUCAAAAAAAAAAUCCACGCGCGUUGCCGUCAACGCGGAGUCUCGUUGUUUUUUUUCUUUUUUUCCAGCAAACGAAUCAGUAUUCGAGGAAUUCGCUCAACAUUUGCAACGAUUACUCAUAUUAAGGACCAAUUCUUGGAAUUUGAAGUUAUCGAAAAUCCAAGCUUGGAGGAUAUUGAUUCUGAUGGUGAUAAUUAUUAUUUGUGA